This is a messenger RNA of Botrytis sinoallii, 1419 nucleotides long. RefSeq lists its product as uncharacterized. The record is from RefSeq and is a predicted model, not a curated record. Gene Ontology annotation, molecular function: monooxygenase activity; heme binding; oxidoreductase activity, acting on paired donors, with incorporation or reduction of molecular oxygen. NCBI's taxonomy places the organism in Eukaryota, Fungi, Ascomycota, Leotiomycetes, Helotiales, Sclerotiniaceae. The coding region runs from base 1 to 1419 and encodes 472 amino acids. The transcript is spliced from 11 exons.
AUGACACCGCGAAAUGUAGAAGUAGUGGGUGCUUCCACUCUCUUGCAGAAUAUUAUGACCAGUUGGGAAAGUCUAUUCAACACAGGAGGGCUUAUAGCCAAAGGGUAUGCUCGUGCGCACGGAAAACCAUUCGCAGUCCCACAACAAGACAAAUACCUUCUUGUUGUAUCGUCUCCAGAACAGAUCCACGAGUUAGUUGCAGAAGCUACUCGAAAGAACAGCCGUAUCUCUUCUCAAGUACUUGGAGUUGAUCUUUUCGAACCGGAAUACACCCUCUCAGCUGAACGAGGGGAAUCAAAGACGCACAUCGCAUCUAACCAUUUGAAGCACAAGAUUACCUCCCAUCUCCCUUAUGCCUUCCCUGAAAUGCAACAGACUGUUCAGAAUGCCUUUCUAAACGAAAUGAAGGGAGACAAAAUAACUGACGGCUGGGAAAAGGUUACGCUUUAUUAUGUGGCAAAUCGAAUUGCAGGCAGGAUGAACAAUGUCCUUAUCUUCGGUGAUGAACUUGCAAGCAGUACCGGGUUUUAUGAGUCAUGCAUGAGAUUUAUAACUGAUGCUACCAUUCUUCUUGGGAUACUUCGUCACAUUCCCCGCAUCUUUUAUCGACCUGUAUCGUGGGUGGUCAUGAACUACAGCGGCGCUAGAGCAAAGUUCGAAUCCCUUGUUGCUUCCGAGAUCAUAAAAAGACGAUCUGAAAGUCUCACGGAAAAAGAGAAGCACAAGGACUGCUUACAAUGGAUCAUGGACUAUUCUGGCGACGCACCUGUUGAUUACAUCGCACGACAAAUGCUCUCUAUGACACUAGGUGGAGCGCACCAGCAGCCUAUGUAUGCUGCAUUCCUUCUUUACAAUUUGUGUCUUCAUCCGGAAUACACGGAAAAGCUAAGGGCUGAGAUUCGGGCCACCAAGGAGAUCCAAUUCCGAGACCUUCAAAGCGGCACCCCAUAUCUUGACAGUUUUCUCAGAGAAGUGGCUCGACUUAAUCCUUUGACUCAUGUUGCCUUGCCACGCAAGGUCAUGUCAGAAUUCACAUUCUUAGAUGGAACGCAUGUACCAAAAGACAACUGGAUCUGUGUUCCACAUGAGCCAUUGAUGAGACUCUCGGAUGUUUAUGCCGUCCCCCAAGAGUUCAACGGUUUCCGGUUCGUAAAUGAAGACAGUAGCGGUAUUCGAUCCAAAAACCGAUUCUGGGAUAUGAGCCGAGAGUUUCCCUUCUGGGGAAAUCCCAAAACAGGAUGUCCGGCCAGAUACUACGUGUCGAUGAACAUGAAGAUGAUAGCCAUACACUUACUUGACAACUAUGAUUUCAAAUUAUUCGAAAAUAACGCGCCGCCAAAGCUUUCUUAUCAUGUUUUGGACAUGCCUCAUCCCAAGUUGAAGGCCCUGGUCAGAAGGCGCGAGCAUAUAGAAGUGUAG